AUGCUUCGAAAUAGUCAAUCGCCUACUUCUUCUAGAGACACACCAAUUGUCACUCGAUCAUGUGAGUUUUUGGAGGACGGAUUUUUGGAAACAUUGAGAUUUCACAGAAAUGGUUUGAAAACUCAUAGGGUGAUUCAUGUCAAAAAAAAUAAUAAUUCAAAAACAUUCGAUUCAGCAAAUGUCAAAAAACUAUUUUUUUUAAACUAUUUUUUGACAUUUUUUUUCAUUGAAACAUUUUCGCUUCGAGAAAUUUUUCAUUUUUAUUUGAAAAAAAUAUAGUUUUUGACAUUUGCUGAAUCGAAAUUUUUGUCAAAAUUUUUUUUAAAUAUUUUUGAAUCACCCCAUCAAAUUCACGUUUUUCAUCACGAAAAAAAUGUUUUGAAAAAAAUCACACGAAAAAACUUGAAUAAUUCCCAGAUUCUCGUCUCACUGAAAUCGCAAUUCAACAAACUCCAUCAGUUCGAUGUGUUCCGAAAAAUCACAUAAAAACGGUGGAAAGAAACAUGGAAAUCGCUGACGAUGACGAUGAAGAAGAUAUUGAUCGAAAAAUAUUGAAUGAGCAAGAUGAAAUGAACAAUUCGCAAUUUAUCUACAAACAACAUUUCAGCAUUUCUGAACGAUUACAAAUGUUUUGGAUCACUUGGUAUGUGGAUUUAUUGAAAGCGGCUGAGGAUUUCAAAUUUUUACAAAAAAAAUGUAUCAAAUUUUUUAAUAAUCUGAGUUUUUGUUUUAUUUGUAGAUCUGGAUUUGAAUUCUAAUUUUAAGAUGUCUGAAAAAAGUUUCUACAGUAAUAAUAGAUCCAAAAAUCAAUAAUAAGAGGUUGUAAUUUUAAAGGUGCGUACAGUAAUUUUUAACAAAAAAAAUCAAAUUUUUGAUUAUUUCCAGCCACAAAUCAUUGAAAUUUGCAGCAAAUCAUCGUUACAAUACAGUUGGAAAACUUUCAAACGUCAAUUUUAUCAAAAUUGUCCAACAUUCAAGGAAGCUCUUAUGAUUCUUGUUCUCUUCAUGAUAUUUUGCAAAUGUCAGUUUUCUUAAUUUUUUCAAAUUAAUUUUUUUUUCAUUUUCAGACGUCGGUGAUAAUAUGAGCACAUGGGCUGGAAAAACCGAAGUUGAUAAUUUGAAAUUGGAUAUGUAUAAGAAAUUCGCGGAAUUGGCUGGAAAACACGCGACUUUGACUGAAAAAUUGGAUCAUUUGCAGAAAAUUGGGCAUGGAAAAAAUGAUGAUGCGAAAGAGUUUGAUGAUAAGAUGAAUGAGAUAAAAGAGCAAAUUGAUGUAUUGAAAAAUGAACUGGGAGAGCAUAAAAAUCUGAUUGAGGUGAAUCUUGGUUUGAAAGAAACUUCAGAAAUUUUUUCAUCCAAAUUUUUUAAAUGAAAGUUGUAUGAAAUAAUUUUUCCCGCACAAUAAUUAAAAUAAAAUAAAUUGCAAUUUAUAAUUUUCAAAACCUUGUUUCUUUUCCAGAAAUCUCAAAUGAUUGAACAACAUCCAGUUCCUUCACCAAUCUCAACCAAAGUUAUCACAAAUUCUCUUCCUGGUGUAAAUGUGGCAAAUAGUUUGAUUGGCGCCAAAAUCGAUCAACAAUGCUCAUCUCGAACAGUUUCAGCAAAAGAUGGUUUGAUCUUUGAUAUGUUCAGCUAUUUUAUGUCAUUUAAAGAUGGAUAUGUGCUUUUGGUAAGUAAGUUUUCUGAGCGUAAAAUAUUCUUAUACAUAAUAUUUGCAGGAUCGUGAAGUUUUGCAACCUGGAGAAGCUUGGUGUACUUAUGAUGAUCAUGCUUAUUUGACAGUUAAAUUGGCCAAAAACGUUCAUCCAACAGCGGUUUCUUAUCAACACGUCAAAUGGAAUGGAAUUAUUCCAAAUAAUGCACCAAAAACCUAUGAUGUUGUGGUAAAUUUUUUCAGAAAAAUUUGGGUUGAAAGGUCCUUCUCCGAUUUAUAAUAUAAUAUAAUUUGCAGGCUUGCCACUCGCCUUGUUGCACUGACAUCACUCCGCUUGUCUCGAAUUGCACUUAUGAUAACUCGGAUGGUCGAAAUUCGCAAGAACAAUUUUGCAGUAUUUCUUCGGAGGAGGUGGAGAAAAAUGGAUUGGUUGUGGAUCAUGUGCAAUUUAGAUUCAAAGAGAAUCAGGGAAAUAUGACAAAGGUGAGGGUUUCUAAAAAUUUAGGGAAGGGGUUAUACAGGGUGCGCCAUAAAUACGUGGACAGCUAUAAUUCAAUAUUAUUUUCAAAUUUAGAAAAGUUUUUUGUAUAUCGUUUUUAAAAUACUUAAUUAGGUCUCUAACGAGGAAAUUAAAACCAAUAUCUCUUAGUUUGGUCGAUUAUGCGACCUGGGAAAUCUUGUAGAACUUCGAGAAAAAUUUCAUCACGGCACGCAAAACAAUGAAAAAGUGGUCUCGCUAUUUUUGAAUGGAAUUAUUUUUAUUGUGAAGGCUUUAUUCAAAUUGUAGAAUGUUUGAGGGGUUGUCAGAGAGUCCCAAGAAGCCAAGAAAAAUAUAAAAUUGUCCACCAUGUCUCACACCAAGUUUGGGUGGAGAUUUUUGGAACAGUCUGCUUCAUUGGGAGAAAUCAUUGAUCUCCAUUGAUUUUGGGGUCAAAAUCGGGAGUAAAGUUGAAAUAAAUGUAUUUCUGGACUAACAUAUGUACCUAAGAAUGAAAAUCAACCUCGAUAACAAACAUCAAGUGCUCCAGCCGAUCACAGUACACAAUAAAAGAUAAAAUCCCCCAAAAUUGCGGUUGAGAAACAAUUUUUUCGAUUUGAGCAACGUUUUUAAAUUGAUGUUAUUUUUGUCAGAAACGAACCCAUUGCAUAAUUCCUUUCAAAUUAGUUAUCGGAAAGGUUCUAGGUAAACCUCCAAUCAUGUAUUUAGACUAUACAGAACCUAGUUUUGAAGUAUUGGGACAAUAUGUCCGACAAAUGGCAGCGUGCCGAGAUGGAAUUUUUCCCGAAGUUCUACAAGAUUUCCCAACUCGUAGAAUCGACCAAACUAAGAGAUAUUGGUUUUAA
Caenorhabditis angaria is the source of this 2998-nucleotide messenger RNA. The record is from the annotation of a GenBank genome assembly. Lineage: Eukaryota; Metazoa; Nematoda; Chromadorea; Rhabditida; Rhabditidae.